Messenger RNA from Mycena indigotica, 972 nucleotides. RefSeq lists its product as uncharacterized. The coding region runs from base 1 to 972 and encodes 323 amino acids. Lineage: Eukaryota; Fungi; Basidiomycota; Agaricomycetes; Agaricales; Mycenaceae. The record is from RefSeq and is a predicted model, not a curated record. The transcript has 6 exons.
AUGGCGGACUUUGAACCAAUCGUCGCAAAAUGGAUGCUUGCGACUGCACAGCUCGAUGGCGAGAAUCGCAUGGGCGUCCCUUUGGAUAGCGUUAAAGAAGAAAGUAUCUCUGUGAGAGAUGUUUCCAACGGCAACCUCUUGAAAAUCAUGGUCGAGAAAGCACCAGGGAAGCGAGAGGAAGCUGUUUUUACGACGGUUGGGCAACUCGUCGACUGUGACCUUCCACCCAUCACGUGGAAGAUAGUCAAAAAGGCUGUUGGCGGUCAAGUUCUUCAACGUGCUGCAGUGACUGGCUUCAAGUCGGCGCCUUUCCUCAAGGGCCUUGAAAUCCUUUCGAACCUCGAGACAAAACUCGGAGCAGCUGUUCCGCGUGAUAUUCCCGUAAAAGCGACCUGCACCACCUACGCAGAAAAUGUGAAAGAUGUCGCACUUGUCACCAGUACUCGGUACUUCACUCGUGCGCGCAAGCCUAUUCCAGCUUCUGAUCGUCGUCCCAUCCCUUCUACUGUCGAUCCACACGGUCUACUUGCUCGUUCGGAAAACGAAAAGACGGCUUUUUGCACCGACAACAUUGUUCAUUAUGUGAAGCUGGUCGAUAAUCAAAUAGUCGUCAAAGAUCCGAGCUCGUUUGCCGUCGGAGAUUUGAUUCAACUAGGCUUCGCUAUGCAUGCCUAUCGCAUGUUUGACGUUGAAGCAGGCCCCUCGUUUGUUAUUAAACUUGUCCUUCGCAGUCUUUUGUAUCUGGACACACCUAGUGCAACUAAACCGGAAAAUGCCAACACGGUCAUUAAACGCAAGCUCAUCAAUGACACAUAUGAGGAACAACAUGCUAAGCGCCUCCGUCGUGCAGCGAAUCCACUCGCCGAUCGCGUGUUUGCAGAGGUUAUUGUUGCUCCCGAUUCGAGUGACGAUGAAGACCAAGGCGGCCUCAAUUUGCUUGACCUCGACAUAUCCGGACGUACUGGCAAUUGA